AUGCCGAAAAGAAGGCAAGGUGUUUGGAAAGACAGCGAGGAAGAGGACGAGGAAUAUAAAGCAGCAAGUGCAGGAAGCAGCGAAUCGGACGGGGAAUCGGAAAGAUCGUUCGAGAAAGAGGUAGAACAGGAGGAAAAGAAGGCGGAGCAGGAGAAAAGAAGGCGGCAGGUUGAGCAGAAGAGGCAGCAGAAGGCCGAGCAGCGGAAAUCCGAGGAGCAGGCCUCGCCUCGGCGGACCAGGCACAGAAAGAAGAUCAAUUACAACGAAGAUGCAUUGAUGAGAGAUCUGGACGAGGAGAUCGACGAGGAGGAAGAGGAGGUGGACGGCGGGGUGCGGAAGCGCCGCAAGGUGGGCAGCGGGAUGUCAGGAAGCGGCAGUGAGGCAACGGAGGACGAGAAAGCUGGAAAUUCCAGCGGGGAAAAGCAUGCAGUGAAAAAUUCUAGUGACAGCGACUUUGUGCCCGACAUGGAGGAGCACGAGGAGCCCGCAGAUGCGGAUUUCGUGGUUUCAGACUCGGACUCGGUGACCGGGGGCCGGCGGCGGCGGAGAAGAAGCCAGAAGCCGCAGUUUGUGGUGAAAGACGACGAGGAAACCGAGGAGGACGGGGAAUUCGAUCCUGACAGCAGCCUGGUGGCCCACCGGGGGCGACCACGGGGCAGCAGGGGGCUUCGGCGGCGUGGCCGGCCGCGGAUCCACCGGGAGGAGGAGGAGGAUGAGGGGGGAAAAAGCGAAAAUAGUGAAAAAGAUGGGAAAAACGACCGCGACGAGCCCAAAACAUUGGAGGAGGAAUUGCAGUCGCUCAAAGAGGAAAACGAGGAGAACGGGCUCCCGAACGGGGAGGGCGAGGGGGAAGGCGAGGGGACACCCGUGCACCGGCACUUACGCCGGCGCAAGCAGGUCAACUACACGCUGCCGCCGCCAGUUUUGACGGAUGCGCAGAUCGAGCAGAUGGAUGCGGCUGCGCGCGGCGCCCUGGCGCACGACUCCCCACGCCGUAGGGCUGGGCGCUACGGCGGCGGCUCCAUGUACGGCAGCUUCCACUCAGCGCAGGGGGUGCGCAGGCUCUUUCCCACUGCGGGGCCUUUUGGCGGCAGCGAGGUGCAUGCGUUAUACGGGCAGGCGCCGGCGCCGGCGUCGGAGUCCGAGGAUAGUGAUGCUACAGCACCAAUUCCCGCAGCAGCGAGCGCAGUGCCAAGCGCAGGCGCACCUGCAGGCGCGGUGGGCGCACCCCCUUCAUCCUCCUCUUCUGACAGCGAGGUCGAGGCGCUCGUGGCCGAGGCCGACCGGCGCUUAGGCGCCUCCCGCACAGGCGCAGGCCGCACUGGCGCAUGGCGCACAACCGUCCAGGAGGGCAGCGCAGCGCCCCGCAGAGGCCGCAAAUCAACCCUCGCCGAUACUGACCCGCUCGGCGGCGGCGCGUCGAUCGACUUCUCCUGCGUCGGCGGCCUUGACCGCUACAUCUCGCAGCUCAAAGAGAUGAUUACGCUUCCGCUCCUGUACCCGGAGUUGUAUUCCCGGUUCCAGAUCUCUCCCCCGCGCGGAGUAUUGUUUCAUGGCCCGCCGGGUACCGGAAAAACUCUCAUGGCGCGCGCAUUGGCGUCGUCGUGCAGCGCAGAGGGGCGCAAGAUCACAUUCUUCAUGCGCAAGGGCUCAGAUUGCCUCUCGAAGUGGGUCGGUGAGGCGGAGCGCAACUUAAGGUUGCUUUUCCAGGAGGCGGAGAAAAAACAGCCAAGCAUUAUCUUCUUUGAUGAGAUCGACGGGUUGGCGCCCGUGCGCUCGUCCAAACAGGAGCAGAUCCACGCGUCGAUCGUCUCGACGCUAUUGGCGCUCAUGGACGGCAUUGACAACCGCGGCCAGGUUGUUGUGAUAGGCGCCACGAAUCGGCCGGAUGCGGUUGACCCUGCGCUCCGGCGCCCUGGGCGCUUUGACCGCGAGUUUUACUUCCCAUUGCCGGAUCUGGACUCGCGUGCGCAGAUCAUCCGCAUCCACACCAAGGGGUGGGCGCAUGCACCAGACGCUGCGUUCACGCGCCUGCUUGCGCGCAUGACGCGCGGCUACGGCGGCGCAGACUUGAAGGCGCUCUGCGCGGAGAGCGCGCUCAACGCCAUCCAGCGCACCUACCCGCAGAUCUACGGCUCGCGCCGGCGCUUGGUGGUGGACGCGUCCCAGGUGCGGGUCUCUGCCGCCGACUUUGCGCGUGCUCUCCGCCGCAUCGUGCCGUCCAGCGCAAGGCCUUCUGGCGGCGCAGCCACGGGCGGUAUUGUAGGCACGGGUGGUGGUGAGGCUGGAACGCUGGGUGCGGUGGGCGCAGGUAGUGUGGAUAGCGCAGAUGGCACAGAUGGCGCGCUCAUGGCGGCGCUGGGACAGCCGCCCUCCGCCAUCCUUCUUGCGGACCAAAUAUCUGUGCUCCGCGCACUGGUGCAGCGCCUCGUGCCCUGCGCAAAACAGCUCUCGGCGCUAGAAGAGGCGCGCUACGUCGAUUUCGGCGCACGCAUGCCAGACGGCGGCUUUCAAAUGCAGCAGGCCGUGCGGCAGCUGGACCAGGCGCGCGUGUUCCGCCCGCGCAUAGUCGUGUGCGGAUUGCCGGGCCAGGCGCAGCGCCAGGUGUGCGAAAGUGUGCUUUCAGCGCUAGAGGGCCUCGUCGUGCAAAAGCUCGACUUCGCGCGUCUUUACAGCGACGCGUCGAUCGUCCCGGAAACUGCCGCCGUGCGCGUUUUCCAGGAGUUGCGCGCGCACGAGCCCGCAGUGUUGUUUGUGCCGGAUAUUCUCGGCUUCUUGGACGGGUGCGCCGUAUCUGUGCGCUCGACGAUUGCCAGCAUGGUGCGCGCACUGCCUGCGCGGGCGAAGGUGCUGAUUUUGGCAACCAUCGAGGACUGCGCGCAGUAUGCGGCAUCGCAGCGCGCAUACGACGAGCAGCUGCGCUUGGUGUUUGGGAUUGAGAGUGUUAGCGCCAGUACAAGUGCCAGCGCCAGCGCCGUCUCCCUGCGCAUUGCCGACCCUACGUCCAGCGCCCGGCGCCAGUUCUUCCGCCGCGUCUGGGACGCCUUGCGGCUGUCACCCGUGGACUACAACGACGUGGCGAUCCGCCCGAAGCGCGUGCUUGCGCAGUUGCCUGUGGCGGCUGGUGCAGAUGCGGAUGGCGCAGGCGGCGCAGAGAGCGCAGCAGCGCAGGCGAAGAGAGAGGCGCGGCGGAGUGCGCGGCGGCGCAAGCUGCGUGCGCGCAGCGACCUGCGGUUGAAAAACACCCUCAAAGUCCGUCUCUCUCGUCUCAUGGACACCUUCAAGACCAGGUACAAGCGGUUCCGCCGCCCCGUCGUCGACGACGCGUAUCUCGUUCAUUUGUUCGAGCAGGCGCCGGAUCCAGCGGCCGCAUACCAAAAAAGUGGCGAUAUGAUCGUGGAGGUGGCCACAGGCAAGAAGUUCUACAACAUGGACUUGGAGGUGAUCGAGGAACGGCUCUGGAAUGGGUUCUACAGCGAGCCGCGGCAGUUCCUGCGGGAUCUGGACUUGAUCGUGCGCGAUGCCAAGGAGUUGGGCGAGCGCGACCGCAUUUGGAAGGCCAACGAGAUGUAUGCGAAUGCGGAGGUGGGUGUUGAGGAUAUGGAGAUGGCGCAGCCGAAGCUUGCGAAGGAGUGGAAGGAGUUGUACCGGCGUGAGCGUCGGCGUGCGCAGGAGAGCGCGGAUGCAAAUGUGCAGCCUCAAGACGCAGACGUGCAGCAUCGCGAUGACGCAGCGCAUGCAGGUACCGCUGCAGGAAACAUCGUCACUUCCGUCGUCAGCUCCUCUGGCCCACAGAUGCAGGCCCAGGCACAAUUGCAGACCGGGGUGCCUUCACAGCAGCAUGGAGAACUCGAAGAUGCCGAAAUGAGGCAGGACGACCGCGAUAUGACGCAGGUUGAACUGCCUGGAAACCCUAGAAAGGACGGAAGUGAGAUUGUUGGUGGAGGAGACAGGUCUAAAGAGGAUGGAUUAAAUGAGCAUGUGGAGAAGAGCGAGGUGAAUCAGAAGGAGGAGAUUGUUCAGAAGAAAGAGAUUGUUCAGAAAGAAGAGAUUGUUCAGAAGGAGACUGUUCAGAAAGAGAUUGUUCAGAAAGAGAUUGUUCAGAAAGAGACUCAUCAGAAAGAGAUUGUUCAGAAAGAGACUCAUCAGAAAGAGAUUCCUCAGAAAGAAGAGAAUGGUCAACAAAAUGACAACCUCAACAUUCAAAAUGCCCUCGUUCUUGAUCAAAACAUCCCAGAUACCGUCUCUUUGGAUUCAGACAAAGUCGAAAAUCUCCAAAACGAGCUCUUGAGCAAAACUGAAGGUGCUAGAGCUGAAUCUUUGGAAAGUAUAUUCAGCCGCCUCAUCCAGAUCGUUUGGGAUAACAGACUUGAAACCGACAAGUCACGUGCCAUCUCCCAAAUGGACGCCUUGAUUGGCUCUUUGUAA
Molecule: messenger RNA, 4428 nt
Organism: Brettanomyces bruxellensis
Lineage: Eukaryota; Fungi; Ascomycota; Pichiomycetes; Pichiales; Pichiaceae
Exons: 1
Coding region: 1-4428 (1475 amino acids)
Biological process (GO): positive regulation of transcription by RNA polymerase II
Cellular component (GO): nucleus
Molecular function (GO): ATP binding; ATP hydrolysis activity; histone binding
Source: RefSeq, a predicted model, not a curated record